Molecule: messenger RNA, 1083 nt
Organism: Raphanus sativus (radish)
Lineage: Eukaryota; Viridiplantae; Streptophyta; Magnoliopsida; Brassicales; Brassicaceae
Exons: 2
Coding region: 1-1083 (360 amino acids)
Source: RefSeq, a predicted model, not a curated record
AUGGCAUCUUCUUCACAUUACCAUUAUCACAAAAAUAAUGAUGAUGAUGAUGAAAUGGAUACCGUAUUCGAUGAUCUCUUUGAAAAACCUGAAAUUUUUCCAGAACCUAAAGAACGCAAGAAAAGAAUUUUUAUCGAGAGAUACCGGGAACAAGGCCACAACAAACUUUGGAAUGAUUAUUUCAGCGAAAAUCCAACAUACAAGGAUAAUUUAUUUCGGCGACGGUUUCGAAUGAACAAACCAUUGUUCAUGCGCAUUGUGGAUCGUCUCUCAACCGAAAUACCAUAUUUUCACCAAACACCAGAUGCAGCCGGGCGAUCUGGUCUAUCUACCCUCCAAAAAUGCACUGCAGCAAUUCGUCAAUUGGCAUACGGUACUGCGGCGGAUACAGUUGACGAAUAUAUACGACUCGGUGAGACAACUGCUCGAAAAUGUUUGCACAAAUUUACUGCCGGAAUAAUCCAAUUGUUUGGCGAUGAAUAUCUAAGGCGUCCCACACCGGAGGAUCUAGAAAGACUACUUAAUGUUGGGGAAGAACGUGGCUUUCCGGGGAUGGUUGGAAUCAUCGACUGCAUGCAUUGGGAGUGGAAGAAUUGUCCCACUACUUGGAAAGGAAUGUAUUCACGAGGAACCGACAAACCAACACUUGUGUUGGAGGCGGUAGCUUCAUAUGACCUCUGGAUAUGGCACGCAUUUUUUGGAGCUCCAGGUACUAUGAAUGACCUUAAUAUUCUUGAUCAAUCACCUGUUUUUGAUGACAUGAUUAACGGGAUUGCUCCGCAAGUCAACUUCUACGUGAAUGGUAGGGAGUAUAAUUUGGCUUACUAUCUCACAGAUGGUAUUUAUCCAAAAUGGGCGACUUUUAUUCAAUCUAUCCGACUACCACAGGGUCCGAAAAAUAAAUUAUUUGCUAAAACCCAAGAAUCUGUGCGAAAAGAUGUUGAGCGUGCCUUUGGAGUUCUGCAAGCAAGAUUCGCCGUGGAGAAGGAGAAGGUGCAUAUUCCGUUAGUGAGGGUUCAAAUAUCGGGAAUUCUAUUGAUUCUCGGAAAAGAAUUCGGGAUAAACAAGCCCAUCAACAAUUAA